GGCCGCCUCUCCGUAUGGCGUCCCAUGGCAGCGGGGACACCUUUUAUAAAAGACUGCAACCCAACGGACUGCUCAUCAUACAUAUUGUAACUAUUGCAAAAUGAAAACUCCAAUAUUGUGGCACAUCCUCCUAUCGGCCUUGUUGGCUCAGGGAUAUGCUUGGAGAUCAGACAAUGAAGAAUGCGCUUUGCCUUUAAAACACUUCAAAUAUAUAUCGCCAGCUGGUUAUGGCGAAAAAUGUAUAACGUAUAAUAAUGUUUCGGAAGCUUUUCGCGAAGCAUGCAGAGGCGUCUUAAACAUAGAACCUGGAACUAACGAUUUGACGGAUAUUCAGUUGGAUAAUUUAGGAGAUGUGAUACAGGAAACAACAAGAAUUUUAUGUGAAUGGUUUGGACUGACAAAAGAUCAAGUGCGAAGUCUGUUACCGAUUAUAAAUACAGAGAACACGGAUAUAGGUGGAUACUGUCCAAAAGAGUUAAAGACGUACCCGGGAAAUGACUGCGGAAAUGGAAUUGAAUUCCGCUCAAUCGACGGAAGGUGUAAUAAUUUUGUUCAUCCACAGUGGGGCGCGGCAAAAUUACCUUUCAAAAGACUUCUUCCACCUGAUUACGGAGAUGGUAUAAAAUCCAUCAGAACAAGUAUAACUGGAUUUCCGUUGCCCAAUCCUAGGUCUGUCUCUGCACGAGUACAUAAGGACGUAGCUAGACCGCAUCGCACUGAUGUUACGUUUUUGUUCGCUGCUUUUGGACAACUAAUCGAUCACGACCUCACACUCACAGCUGAAACCAAAGAUCCAAUCACUAGACAAGAAAUUAAAUGCUGCUCAGGAGCCAAUCAUCCAUACUGUAUACCAGUUAACGUACCAAUCGAUGACCAAUUUUUCGUUGGAAGUCAUCGUCAAAGGUGUAUUGAUAUGAUAAGAUCACUGGCUGGUGUAAACACUGAUUGUCCCUUAGGUCCUCGGGUUCAAACGAAUGCUUUAACAUCGCCUAUCGAUGGCAACUUUAUAUACGGUUCUAACGAGGACUUGGCCAAAAAACUUCGAUCCUUCGAGAAUGGCAAAUUAACUUUGGUUCCAAUCUUACCGGGUCACAGGCUUAAGCCAAUACUGCCUCCAAAGAAACACCAACCGGACGAUGGAUGCAUUAGACCCCAUCCGGAUCUAUUUUGCUUCUUAGCAGGUGACAAUCGAGUGAAUGAGCAAUUAGCUCUUGGUGUACUUCACACUAUUUUCGUUCGAGAACAUAAUAGAAUAGCUGACGAACUCUGUACGAUUAAUCCACAUUGGGACGAUGAACGACUUUACCAGGAAUCGCGGAAAAUUGUCGGUGCAAUGAUUCAACACAUUACUUACAACGAGUUUCUACCAAAGCUUUUGGGUAGCUUUACGAUGAAAAAGUAUGGCCUAGAACUGUCACCGCAAGGAUAUUCGAAUAGCUACGAUCAAGAUACGGAUAUAACGAUACCAGCCGCAUUUGGCGCCGCGGCUUUCCGGUUUGGCCAUUCGUUGUUGCCCGAUGCUAUGGAACGAUGGAGCGCCAGUCACAAGUUCCUGGGUUCUAGGCGAUUCAGUGAAAUUUUCCAGCAACCAUACGAUCUCCACAAGCCCGGUUGGCUGGACCAAUACCUCUUGGGCAUGUUAAACCAAGCGUCACAAGCUAUGGACGACGCGGUCACAUCUCAAGUGACAAAUCACUUAUUCCAAGAACCGGCCAAUGACUACGGCAAAGAUCUGGCAUCAAUCAACAUUCAACGGGCCAGGGAACACGGAAUACCAAGUUAUUCGGCCUGGCGACAAUACUGCAAACUUCCAUCGAUCAAAACAUGGAGUUCCAUGUUAACGGACAUCAGUAACGCUACGGUAAAGGCUUACUACGACUUGUACACAACCCCGGAAGAUGUGGAUCUGUGGUCGGCAGGUGUAUCGGAACGGUCGAACGACGACAGCAUUGUGGGACCGACGUUUGGCUGCAUCAUUGCCAAAACGUUCAGCGAUUUGAAAAAAGGAGACAGGUUUUGGUAUGAAAAUCCCGGUCUCCCAAACUCAUUCACUCUAGAGCAACUGACUGAAAUCAAAAAAGUACGAUUAUCUCGGAUCUUAUGUGAUAACAGUGACAACAUUUUAACGAUUCAACCAUUUGCUAUGGAGUUGCCGUCACAACACAAAAAUAUCAGAGUUUCUUGUAAAGGUCAUAUAUUACCGCAUAUGGAUCUAUGGGCUUGGAAAGAAUAUGCAGGUUGCUGUACUAAAAAGAAGUAUUCACAGACUCCGAACCUAAACAACCUAAAUCCUCAAGUACACAAAGUUCAAGUGAAUGAAUGGAAUAACGAAGAUUAUAAUCUGCAUAAGUUAAUCCAAGCAAUUGCUGUUAACAUAUCGUCAUCAAAACCAAACAAUUGGAGAUAAAACAAAAAUAUUGUCAUCACUAAUUUAUUAUUUAUACAUAUACUUAUUAUCGAU
This is a messenger RNA of Sipha flava (yellow sugarcane aphid), 2461 nucleotides long. RefSeq names its product chorion peroxidase-like. Bases 101 to 2407 code for a protein of 768 amino acids. The transcript is spliced from 13 exons. Gene Ontology annotation, molecular function: peroxidase activity; heme binding. Lineage: Eukaryota; Metazoa; Arthropoda; Insecta; Hemiptera; Aphididae. Gene Ontology annotation, biological process: response to oxidative stress. The record is from RefSeq and is a predicted model, not a curated record.